GAGUUGCCGGUACCUGCCGUCCUCGCAGGGAAAAGCAGCCUUCGAGCGCCUUGGGACUAUAAUUGGGACUAUAAUAAGACGCACUUGUGUGGUGUGAGAUGACACUACGGGCAGCGCCCCGGGCGAUAGAGGGUUUAUGAUGAUAACGAGGCCCAUAAUUUGCAAGUUCUGGACUUGUUUAUGGAGAUAAUCUAACGGGAAUAAACAUCCUCAUCUGGUCGCUAUGUUACCACCGCCUGAAACAGGUAGCCCGCAGGAAAGCCACCACAAGCAUACCACAGCACAGUUCUUUAACCAGAGCCACCACUCAGUGAUCGACGUCCUUCAUUAUGAAACGAUAUUCACCCUUCAAGAGCGACGUCACGGCGCAGUUAUCAUCCACACGUUCAUCUGCUUGUACUGCUUUGUGGCGCUCGCCAUUCUAUGCGAUAACUACUUCUGCGCUUCGCUAGAAAAGCUCUGUAAGAGGUUACGUAUCCCGACGGACGUUGCAGGCGCAACCUUCAUGGCAGCCGGCAGUUCUAUGCCGACCUUGUUCAUUGCCAUCGCUUCCGUUUUCAUGGGAGAAGGAGACAUCGGCCUCGGUACCAUUAUCGGCUCAUCAAUGUUCAACAUUCUCUUUAUCACAGCCAUCUGUGGCUUAUUUUCUGGAAUGGUUAUCUCACUACACACGUGGCCAAUAGUGCGGGAUUCCUGUGUAUAUGUGGUGAACCUGGUGGGGCUACUAAUAGUGAUUCACGAUAACGUUAUUCAUUUCUACGAGGCUCUGAUUUUUCCGGUUUUGUACACCGGGUAUAUUUUGAUCAUGGUGUUUAAUACGCGUCUAGAAAAUGCAUUUGAAUCGGCGUUUGAGACAUGCUGCGAUAUUAAUAAGGGGAUGGAGAUGGUUGAGAUGGAGGACCCCCUGGAAGUGUUCGACAUUGAUGUGGAAAGAGACACGAGUCAGGGUGAUGACAGGGGGGAGCAGGUGUCCAAAGAUAUCACUGGUGACGGAGGGGUUAAGGCUGAUUCUGAAAGCAUAACAUUGAUGGAUGAGGUUUUGAGUGAUAGGUCGGUAUUGAAUGAAAGUGAACGGGAAGGGAAAAUUGAACCCGAUAAUGAACAAAUUGACCGUAAUGAUAUAACAAAUCGUGGUCACAAUGAAGGAAAUAAACGAAAGGGACAUAACGAACGUAGGAAAGAAACCGAACCAAAGGAGUCUGAAAAGCGAAAUAAAUUAACUGAACUUGACGGAGCAACACACAAUAAGCAAAACGAGGAUAAAAUAGACGAAAAAAAUGAAAACGAGCAUAAUAAACUUAAUGAACAUUGCGAGGGAGAUUCACACAAUGAGGGUAAAAUGGACAAAGAAAAUGAACGAAUUGAGCAAAAGGAGGAUGCUACAAAGAGCGGUGCCAGUGGUUCACAUCAGAAUACACCGUCUCAUAUUCACGGGUUCAAGCCCUCUUGUCCAUUCACACCCCCUUCUACUUUUUCCAAGCGAAUAGUCUGGAUUUUCAUGCUACCAGUCCAUCUCGCCUUCUACGUCACAAUGCCAGAUUGCCGAGUCAAGAAAUGGGAGGCGUGGUACCCAGCAACCUUCGCGCUAUCAAUCAUUUGGAUGGCUGCGCUGUCAUACGUGCUGGUCUGGACAGUGUCAAUCAUCGGCGAGACCUUCAGCAUCCCCGAGUACAUCAUGGGACUUACUUUACUAGCCGCCGGAUCCAGUGUCCCGGAUGUUAUGUCCAGUCUCAUCGUGGCCAAACAUGGUAUGGGAGACAUGGCGUUAGCCAAUUGCAUCGGUAGCAACAUAUUUGACGUCCUAUGCCUAGGCCUACCGUGGCUUUUAGCAACGACCGCUGUCCACCCGAACAGUGUUGUGCUUAUUCAUAGUGGGCACAUUGUAUAUGUGUCUAUGUGUUUGUUUGGUACGGUGCUAACUAUCGUCUCGGCAAUACAUCUUAACGGUUGGCGUCUCGACAGACGCUUGGGUGUUAUACUUUUUAUCGCUUACGCCUUCUUUUUGACAUCGGCGGUGAUUCUUGAGGCGAUACCGGGUAGGCCUGCGGGCCAGGGCAUGGAGAGUAAACUUAUACCACACCACCCGAAUCGCUUACCGCGUAAGAGACUGGGGCAUAAACAUAAGGCAGGAACAAAGGUAUAGCGUGACGUCACGCGUUACCGGGCGGGCCUGGGCAUGGAGGGUAAACUUAUUCCUCACCACCCGAAUCACUUACCGCGCAAGGGACUGGGGCAUAAACAUAAGGCAGGAACAAAGGUAUAGCGUGACGUCACGCGUUACCGGGCGGGCCAGGGCAUGGAGAGUAAACUUAUACCACACCACCCGAAUCGCUUACCGCGUAAGGGACUGGGGCAUAAACGCAAGAUAGGCACAAAGGUAUAGCUUGACGUCACGCGUUGCCGGGCGGGCCUUGGCAUACUUUAAAGAAAACGUGUUCUACCCCGUCAUGCCCUAUUUUUUUCCUAUUGUUCUUUGCGAUAUGGAAAAAUCCACGAUGUAACUCGCGCUGAAUUUCCAUUGCGAAAAAAUAAAAACACGGUGAACAUUAGAAA
This is a messenger RNA of Nematostella vectensis (starlet sea anemone), 2553 nucleotides long. Its product is annotated as sodium/potassium/calcium exchanger 5. The record is from RefSeq and is a predicted model, not a curated record. Bases 224 to 2143 code for a protein of 639 amino acids. The transcript has 3 exons. NCBI's taxonomy places the organism in Eukaryota, Metazoa, Cnidaria, Anthozoa, Actiniaria, Edwardsiidae. Gene Ontology annotation, cellular component: membrane. Gene Ontology annotation, biological process: calcium ion transmembrane transport; intracellular calcium ion homeostasis. Gene Ontology annotation, molecular function: calcium channel activity; calcium, potassium:sodium antiporter activity.